This is a messenger RNA of Uncinocarpus reesii 1704, 3240 nucleotides long. RefSeq lists its product as uncharacterized. Lineage: Eukaryota; Fungi; Ascomycota; Eurotiomycetes; Onygenales; Onygenaceae. Gene Ontology annotation, molecular function: protein serine/threonine kinase activity; ATP binding; tau-protein kinase activity. The transcript has 3 exons. The record is from RefSeq and is a predicted model, not a curated record. Gene Ontology annotation, biological process: intracellular signal transduction; microtubule cytoskeleton organization; protein phosphorylation. Bases 1 to 3240 code for a protein of 1079 amino acids. Gene Ontology annotation, cellular component: cytoplasm.
AUGCCCGCAGCUCCGGCGACAGCAACAGUUACAAGCAACACGCAAUCUAGUCGUCCAGGCCUCUCUGACAUUCUCGGUGGCCCGCCAAUUCCUCCACCGCGUACUUCCUCUAACAAUAAAAGCCGGGCAUCUCCAACUUCAUCCGCAUCGCCCAAUGAUAGAACUGGAUCCUCCAAAAACAAACGAAGAGAAGAAAGAAGGGAGCGUGAAGAUCGGGAUCGAGAACAUGGUUCAGGCCAGCGAGAGAGACCCAAAGACGACACGUCGACCUCCAAACCCCGCCGAAAGGCUCCACCGUCUCCCGAAGGUCCACGCAGGGCUGCAAGCACUAGAGAGCAAAGGGCACAUGGUCCAACUGCAAUGGAAAGCAGGUCAGAGGCUGCAAUGGGGCCUAGUUCUUUCCUAACUGGGCCAGCGAACCACGAUAAUACAGUUACAAAUCGGGUGGUGAUGACAGAGCCUGAAGAAUUUGCUUUGCGGGAGCGUCAGCGCCAGGUUGAGGCUCAAGCUGCUCGCGUUUAUAAUGAUACUUUGGAUGGUGGUGCCGGAAGUGCCGAGACGGGUCGCCCAGCGAAGAGUAGACACGAUUACUCCCAAACAGCACACAAGGAGACUACUUUUGGAGAUUAUAUCCUGGGUCAAACCCUCGGUGAAGGAGAAUUUGGCAAAGUGAGGCUAGGCUGGAAAAGGGAUGGCAGUGUGCAGGUCGCGAUCAAAUUGAUUAGACGGGAAACAUUGGGAAAUAACCCUAGCCGCCUCCCAAAAAUCCACCGGGAGAUCGCUAUCCUCCGAGAGUUAUCCCAUCCGAAUAUUGUACGGCUGCAUGAAAUGGUAGAAACCGAUCGUCACAUUGGGAUUAUUCUGGAGUAUGCAUCGGGAGGAGAGCUGUUCGACUACAUCCUCAAUCAGCGGUACCUCAAGGACCAUGCUGCUCGCCGCCUGUUCGCACAAUUGGUAUCGGGGGUUGGAUAUCUCCACAAAAAAGGGAUCGUGCAUCGGGACUUGAAGCUGGAAAACUUGCUCCUUGAUCAGAAUCGAAAUAUCAUCAUCACAGAUUUUGGAUUUGCGAACACAUUUAAUCCUGCUGACGAGCUGAGCGAGGAAAUCGAAUACAAUUUGAUGAAUAGGGAAUUUGUCAAGCGUAUGAGACUUGAUCGCCCCGAUGCUAAGGGCAUGAGACGAGGCGAUCUUAUGCAAACUAGCUGUGGUAGCCCUUGUUACGCUGCUCCGGAACUAGUAGUCAGUGACUCUCUCUACACUGGGCGCAAAGUUGACGUUUGGAGUUGUGGAGUGAUACUGUACGCUAUGCUUGCCGGCUACUUACCCUUUGACGACGAUCCUGCGAACCCGGACGGUGAUAACAUAAAUCUAUUGUAUAAAUACAUUGUUACUACGCCCCUUACCUUUCCUGAAUAUGUCACGCCUCACUCUCGUGAUCUGCUUCGGCGUAUUCUUGUCCCAGAUCCAAGGAAACGAGCAGACCUGUUCGAGGUAGCAAGGCACAGUUGGCUAGCUGAAUAUGCGACUGUAGUGUCUCAUAUCACGAGCAACACUACCAACGUUUCCGAUAUUGCCAAUACCACGGUCACGACUGAAGAGCGCUACGAAACGCCUUUGGCUCGCAGCGCAUCUGUCAGAGAACCUCCAAAGUCGUAUCAACAGACCAGUGCUGGUCCAGCUGGAGGGGUCAACCAUCAACAAAGCAACGCUGAACAGAUUGAAGAACAAGCCAGGCAGCAACGCGAUGCGAAGAGAAGAACGGUGCAGGUCGAAUAUGUUGCACCGCAAUCCCAAACCACACGUGGAGAGCCGAGUGGCGAGACCUUUAGCCGUAUGACAGUGCCUGUGACCACUCAACCAGAGAACUUGGAAGCACCUCGGUCGAAGCCUUUGCCAAAAAGUCCAGCUGUCGGUGACGCCUCUGUACCAGCUAGUUAUUCCUCUCUACCAAAUCGCAAUCAAGGUACGCAAAGACCAAAAUCAAGAGACAUUGCACGGUCUAUUUCGGAAUUAACUGGUGCCUUUUCUGGAACUCAAGGUUCACACUCACAAUCAGCGCGACCUCCUACUAGUGGGUCUUUGGCUUCUUUGGGCAGGCUAGAAAGCCGUCUACCUUCUCGCGGUUCCUACAGCCAGCCUGUUGCUCCAGCAGUUGCAACUGCCAAUGCUCAGGGACGUCUUGCGCAACCCAAAGCCGGCGGCAAACCAUACAUUUCAGCACCAAUUCCAUUGCAGCCUCACGAGCUCCCGGCCACUUCUAUUGGUCAGCCAAGCACACAACCAGGUCCAUUACAGUUGCAACAGCAAGAUCACUUAUCGAAAGGACACAAGAGAUCAAGCACUGUAAGCAGCAUUUCCGAAAAGUAUUUGGACGGCCUGGUUCGAUUUUCCGUGGACGCGGUUCUCAGCCCGGGAUCCCCUCGGGUCAAGUCUGGUAACGAUAUCCCGCCGACCAGCAUGAAGGAACCAUUUGCCCUCGAGUCGUCACGCGCUUCAGUCGAUUCUCGCAGGUCAUUAUCCCAUGCCUUUCGCAAAACCGAUAGCAACGGGAGUAGACAUAGGAGAUUUUCACUUAUUCCGCCCUCAUUCUUAUCCAGAAACUCGACUAAAGAGCGUCUUGAAACAGGGGACUCGUCACAACUCACACCAAACGAACCCACAGAUGGGCAACAAGAAGCGUCCCGAGAAGAGCGAAGGUUAUCCACAGCACCUGCAACAGUCCCCAGCAAUGAUCCAGGGUUCAAUCAAUAUCACAACCCCCGCAAAGUUCGUCCUGGAUCGUCACUGCAGAAUCAAAACAAUAUCGGAGAUUAUAGAGAGAGCGCUGAUAUGGCUGAUUAUUCCGCUCAGAUCGAUAGGCAGUUUGCCAGCUUGCAUGGCACCCCCGAGAAUCCUUACCGUCAGCAAGAAUAUGAGAAUACUUACCAAAAUCGUUAUCAGAGUGAACCUAAUAUCACAUCGGGUGGCCAUCUUUCACCACCGCAUGGACGAGCAGACCCUAACAAAACAUUUUCUGCCCUUUACAAUGAAGGGCAGAAUCAAGGAUAUGAGAGCGCAUCUCAUCCUUCUAUUCAUAAUAGACAGAUGCAGAGGAGCAACGUUCUUCAGAAAAGCCAUCGCAAAUUCGCAGACGCCUAUGAAUACGAGAAACCUCAGCACUCAGGCAGUUCUGGAGCAGCAAGAAAAGUGAUGGACUUUUUCCGUCGCAGAGGCAAAGACAGAGCCAGAGAAGACCAUUAA